AUUUGUUGAACAAGUUGAUAUUCGUUUUUAUUUGCGCUAUACAAUUUUUUUACAUAUUUGUGGAAAUCAUUUUGUGAUAACUAAUAAUUAAAGAUGCUGAUUACCUCCUCCCUUCUCUUAGAUUUGGUAUUGGUUCUUCUAGUAAGCAUAUACCUUCUCUUUAGAUAUACGUCUAAAAAACAGAAAUAUUUUGAAAAAAAAGGGGUCUAUACACCAAAGGUUCAACCCAUUUUUGGUCAUUUUCGAGACAUCGUAUUAUUGAGAACAACCUUAGCAGAAUGGCUAAAGUAUUAUUACGACCACAUAGAUAAGCCAUUUUUCGGAUUAUACGUUUUUGAUGAUCCAUAUUUUGUAAUUAAGGAUGCUGAGAUUGUUAAAAGUAUAUUGGUUAAGGAUUUCAAUAAUUUUGUUGAUCGAAAUGUUGCUGCUCCUGAUCAUACUCCUCUCACACGGAACAUGAUGUUUUUACAAAAAAGUCCUGCAUGGAAAAAUGACAGAUCCAAGGUGACGGUUGCGUUUUCAUCCGGUAAAAUAAAGGGAAUGUUUCCAUUACUCAAAAAAACUGUGCGCGAUAUGACCAGUUUUUUACAGAAAAACAGAAAAGUUAUGGAAGCAAAAGAUUUUGCUGCGAGAUUUAGUACUGACAUCAUAUCUCAAUGUGCUUUUGGUAUUGAUUCUCAUUGUUUUGAUGAGAGGCCUUCUUUAUUCAGAAAUUAUGGUAGAAAGUGCUUCGAGUUUUCUCUGAGAAAUGCUUUUGCCCAAACCAUAUAUUUUUUCAAACCAAGAUGGGCUGAACGAAUGAAAUUAGAAUUUAUGCCCAAAGACGCAAUGACUUAUUUUGCUGAUGCGUUUACCAAAACUAUGAAAUCUCGUACAAAUAGCUCAACUUUCAAUGAUUUAAUUGAUAUCCUUAACGACUUAAAAGAGAAAAAAGAGUUAAGUCAAGAAGAUGAUGAUCUGUGUUCUGGUAUAUCCAUACAAUUUUUCAUUGCUGGAUAUGAAACAACUAGCAGCGCAAUUUCUUUUACUCUCUAUGAGUUAGCUAAACAACCAGAUAUUCAAGAAAAGUUAAGAGAAGAAAUAAAGUCAGUUGUAAAAAAGCAUGGCGAUCUUUCUUACGAAGCUGUUCAUGACAUGCCGUUUUUGGAGAUGUGCCUUCUCGAAACAUUAAGAAUGUAUCCGGUACUUCCAUUUUUGGAACGGAAAUGCAACGCUGAUUAUACCAUACCAAAUACGAAUGUGGUAAUAGAGAGUGGAACUUGUGUACUAUUUCCAAUUUAUGGUCUACAAAUGGAUGAAAAUAUUUUUCCAAAUCCAUUCUCUUACACACCAGAAAGAUUUAAGGAAAACUAUUAUAACUUACGUGGUUCAUAUUUUCUUCCUUUUGGAGAAGGCCCUCGAGGAUGUAUAGGGGAACGAUUUGGAAAACUUAGCGCUAAGGUGGCUAUCAUCACGGUUUUAUUAAAUAGUAGAGUGACACUUUGUAAGGAAUCACCGAAUCCUGUUCGAUUCGAACCUAAAAGUUUCCUGUUACAGUCUACUGUUGGCUUACCAAUAAUGUUUAAUCCCAUAUAAUUCAAGCUGUGGUUAAAAUUUGUUUAUUUUUUAAUUUCAGAUUUUAAAUCUUUAAUUGCAUGUUUAUGUGUAUUGUAGAAAUUCAGAAAUCCGUAUUCUAAAAAUAUUUAAUAAUAAUAAAAUUAUUUAUAUCACAUGUAAAUAAUUUAUAAUAUAUAAUAAAUUAAGAGAGAUAUUGCUUAAAUAUCUUUCUUAUAAAACUUCAAAAUUCAA
Molecule: messenger RNA, 1788 nt
Organism: Diabrotica balteata
Lineage: Eukaryota; Metazoa; Arthropoda; Insecta; Coleoptera; Chrysomelidae
Source: the annotation of a GenBank genome assembly